GUGCGGGCUUUAACCACACGUGCGUACCUUGAAAUUUCAAUAACUCUCUCUCGUCCUCUCUCUUUCGUCUUCCUUCAAUUUCCCAAAUCAACAACGCCAUGGAUGAGUUACCUCCAGAGCUCUUGGUCAAAAUUCUGAGUCGACUCAACGAUUCCGAAUCCCUAGCUCGAUGUCGAGUCGCUUCCAAGACAUUGAACUCGCUUUCUCGAGAGGUUCGCGCCGUGAAUCUCAUUUGCACCUUGUCCCGGUUCUUAAAAUCGCGGUCCAUCGUCGUCGUCACACCUUUCAAGACGAUCUUUAGGAGCCUCAUCGAGAAUUCCUGUAACAUUCGCUCAAUCUCAAUCGGAGUCGAUAAGGCACUUAUCGGAAUGUCGUUUGACGACUUGAACGAAGAAGAUUCCAAGGAUUUGUACCUGACCGAUGUCGAAUUCGCGAAGGAGUGGUUGCCUAGGGUUCGUGAAGACCUUGAGAUGUUGUCAAUUUCGGAUUUCUGGAUUCAGUCUUGCUGGAGAAAGUCGGAUAUUUUGGCGCUCAUUUCUUCAAACUGUAGUAAGUUAGUGAAACUAGAGGUGAAGAAUUCUUGGCUCUCAGUUGUUGGCCUGAGGGAGAUGUCUAAUCUUAGACAUUUGACCCUUGAGUUCAUUCGACUUGAUGAUGAGAAUCUAGAGAAGGUCAAUGAUUGUUUCCCUUUCCUUCAAGUGCUGAAUUUGAUUGGUGUUGGAGGACUUAAGGAACCGAGAAUCCAUUUUCUUCACCUAAAGAGUUGCCAUUGGACUGUGUCGAAUGCUCCACUUUCCUUGGCUAUAGUGGCGCCAAACCUUCUUGAGCUCAAGCUAAAAUGUAACAAGCCUAAAUCUCUUAUACUCGAAACACCCAAGUUGGUGAAAUUCCAUUUUUCUGUAGAGGAUGCCGAAGGUGUUGGUUUCGGGGAGUUUCGAGAUCUGAAUUCUUUGGAGCUCAUAUCUCCUGACAUGUACAGACUAAUCAGCAACAUCCGUUAUGGCAACAAGAUCAGAAAGCUUGCAGUGGAUUCAGUAAAGUCUAUAGAACAAUCUGAGAGGUUAGAACUUGGACUGGGAACACUCCUCAAAGCAUUCCCUGGCAUCAGUUCGCUUAGUUUGAGUCCCAGGACUUGGUCAGAUAUAGAAACACAUUUCCAAAGCCAAGGCCUAGGAAAUAUGAAGGGAACAGCCAGCCUGAAGCAAAUAACAGCACGUGUUCAGAUGUCAGAUCAUACCAAUGUUCAUCAAACAGUUUCUUUCAUCAGGUCUAUUCUUAAUAAAUACAGAGGUUUGACAGACAUGAGACUGAUGAUUCACCAGGACAAAGAUCCUAGAGUAAGAAGCAAUCUGAUAUCGGCGUGUAUAAUGAGUAACCCGGGAGUGAGCUGGAAAUGGGGAAUGUGGGCUGAAGGAGGUGAAGAUAUGUGGGUCUAAGACCUAACAUUCAAGUCUGAAACUUGAAUUCUCUUGUAUAUACUUGUGAUGAUGAUGAUGAUGGUAAUGAAGAAUGCGUCAAGAGUGUUUCCAUAUAUUGUGUAACUUGUGUUGUGCUGAAACUUGUCAUGGAUUUAUAAAGCUUUUCAUGAAGAGUUUGUAUACAAAUAUAGAGAUUUAGUCACCAUGUAAGGUCUAUAGCUUCACCGUAUAAAACAGGAUUUGGAUUUGGAUUUGCUCCACUGAA
Molecule: messenger RNA, 1683 nt
Organism: Arabidopsis lyrata subsp. lyrata
Lineage: Eukaryota; Viridiplantae; Streptophyta; Magnoliopsida; Brassicales; Brassicaceae
Product: F-box/LRR-repeat protein At4g29420
Exons: 2
Coding region: 99-1436 (445 amino acids)
Molecular function (GO): protein binding
Source: RefSeq, a predicted model, not a curated record